UUCUCUCUGUGUGUCCUACAGGGCUCCUCGGGCCAGGUCUCUGUCUGAUGGCUUUUAUGAAAAAAUAUCUCCCACCCAUUCUGGUGUUCUUCUUGGCCUAUCACUACUAUUCUGCAAAUGAGGAAUUCAGACCAGAGAUGCUCCAGGGAAAGAAAGUGAUUGUCACAGGGGCCAGCAAGGGGAUCGGAGAACAGAUGGCCUAUCAUCUGGCGAAAAUGGGAGCCCAUGUGGUGGUGACGGCAAGGUCUAAAGAAACUCUAAAGAAGGUGGUAUCCCACUGCCUGGAGCUUGGAGCAGCCUCAGCGCACUACAUUGCUGGCUCCAUGGAGAAUGUGACCUUCACAGAGCAAUUUGUUGCCCAAGCUGGAAAGCUCAUGGGGGGACUAGACAUGCUCAUUCUCAACCACAUCACCAACACUUCUAUGAAUCUAUUUAGUGGUGAUAUCCACCUUGUGCGCAGAAGCAUGGAAGUCAACUUCCUCAGUUACGUGGUCCUGAGCGUUGCCGCCUUGCCCAUGCUGAAGCAGAGCAACGGGAGCAUUGUUGUCGUCUCCUCGAAGGCUGGGAAAAUGGCUAGUCCACUUGUUGCACCCUAUUCUGCAAGCAAGUUUGCUCUGGAUGGGUUUUUCUCCUCUGUCAGGAUGGAACAUACAGUGACCAAGGUCAAUGUCUCGAUCACUCUCUGUAUCCUCGGCCUCAUAAACACAGACACAGCCAUUAAGGCCGUUACUGGGAUACUCAACAUCGAUGCAUCUCCGAAGGAAGAAUGUGCCCUGGAGAUCAUCAAAGGGGGAGCUCUGCGUCAAGAGGAAGUAUACUAUGACAACUCAGUCUGGACAGAGCUCCUGCUGGGAAAUCCAGGGAGGAAGAUCCUGGAAUUCUUGUUCUUAAGAAGUUAUAGUUUGGACAAAUUUAUAAACAACUAAGCACUUCCUUAAGGUGGGGCAUGGUAAGGGAGCUUUGGGACUGUUCUUCCUGAUAUUUAUCUGAGCUCCAUCCCUGAAGGCAUCUCCAAGGAGAGACAAAUGGGUGUCCCCAGAGAGUUGUAAGUCACACAUCACAUCUCACAAUUUGAAGGAGUUCCUCUUAACACUUGCACAGUGGAAACGUAACUAUAAUGAAUGUCAUGAACCACUGCAACCUGCAGUUGUGAAAUUGAUAGUAACCAUAGGUAUAAGUAAAAGGUAGUUCUAUCAAAUUUACCUCAUAUAUAAUAUUAUGAGUAAUAUAAUAUUAAUUAUAAUAAAGGUCAUAUCAAUGUUGUAAAUUCA
This is a messenger RNA of Neomonachus schauinslandi (Hawaiian monk seal), 1271 nucleotides long. RefSeq names its product hydroxysteroid 11-beta dehydrogenase 1 (gene HSD11B1). The transcript is spliced from 6 exons. Gene Ontology annotation, cellular component: endoplasmic reticulum membrane; intracellular membrane-bounded organelle. Lineage: Eukaryota; Metazoa; Chordata; Mammalia; Carnivora; Phocidae. The record is from RefSeq and is a predicted model, not a curated record. Bases 48 to 926 code for a protein of 292 amino acids. Gene Ontology annotation, molecular function: steroid binding; 11-beta-hydroxysteroid dehydrogenase (NADP+) activity. Gene Ontology annotation, biological process: steroid catabolic process.